Molecule: messenger RNA, 1627 nt
Organism: Polyodon spathula (Mississippi paddlefish)
Lineage: Eukaryota; Metazoa; Chordata; Actinopteri; Acipenseriformes; Polyodontidae
Product: 39S ribosomal protein L37, mitochondrial-like
Exons: 7
Coding region: 131-1447 (438 amino acids)
Biological process (GO): translation
Cellular component (GO): mitochondrion; ribosome
Molecular function (GO): structural constituent of ribosome
Source: RefSeq, a predicted model, not a curated record
AAUGGCUGCCUCCUGUGGUACAUAAUGACAUUUGCGGGCUGGGAUAAAGCGGUUUAAGAUAGGUCACAGUGAACAUAUCAACAGUCUUCUCUGUUCAAUUGGUCUGUAAUAAAAGCGUAAUAAUUUAAAUAUGUCCAGAGUCGUACAGCACGCCGUUAGGUCUACCGAAACAAUGUUGUUAGCGGUUCAAGUAGGUAACUCUGCGAGAUCUGCUUUCGGAAACUAUUCACACAGUAGAAGAUGUGAUGUGGGUGGGCGCAGGUUUUUCUCGGCGACAUGUGUCUUGUUUGGAAGGGGUCCUCCUUCAAGGAAAGAGAAGAAGACUGUUGCCAUCCCAGGUCUGGAGCGGGUCACUUACGCCGACAGGAUGCACUACGUACCAGGAUUGGCAAAACCCAUAUUCCCUGACUGGCAAAGAGACUGGCACGACCCCCACCAUUAUCGGGGACCUAAAACUGAAGAGAUGAAGCUGCACAAAGAAAACCCUUGUUACGUAUUUAAUCAGAGAACAAAAAUUUUGGAAGGUGUCAGACAAGCACUGUGGUUAACCAAGUCCAAACUGAUACAGGGUCUUCCUGAACACAUCCUGUCAUUGGCUGAGGACUCAGCCAAUCAGAUUGAGGACCAGGAUGAGCGUGUCCAGCAAGCAAUCCGCCACGCACGUUUUUGGGACACCACUGCAAUAAGACCCAAACGUGACAGAUUUUGUCCUGUGCUGCUCCGGGAUCUGCUGCACUUGUGCGGGACUCUGCAAGUAAAACACACAUCCCUUUCCAAGAGGAUACUGGCUGAAAAUUAUAGAGUGGCGGCAUUGUGGAACCGAGACACAGAUGUUUUCCAAGUGCGAGGUCUGAAUGGAAUGCUGUUGAACAGCAUGACACCUCUGCCAGCUGUGGCCCCGAGUGGUGAAGUCUUGGCCACCGAAAACCACACUCUGGAGACUUUCUACCCGAUCUCUCCCACCAUUGAUUUGCAGUCUACAUACGUGUAUGAUCAGAAAAAUGACACCGGAUUCAGAGACGGGUAUCCUUAUCCACACGCACACACUUUGUUCUUCACUGAGACUGAGGACUCUGCUGCCAAGUUUAAACCAGAGCAACUCCGGGCCAAGAUGAUCAUGUUUGCUUUUGGAAAUGCCCUGGCCAGGGCCAAAUCUCUCUAUGGGGAGCACCCUCAGGUUCUCAAGCACCCUGUUGUCAUACAGAGUAUUGCCACAGAUGGCAGACUGUUCCAGUUCAUCGUGCUUCAGCUGAACACCACAGACCUAGGCCCAGACACUGGCGUGAAAAACCUGAUUUGGAUGGAUCAAGAUCAGCUCCUGUAUGACUAUGCAAAAUGCCGCCCUUUGAUUAAAAAGAAGAUCAUCAAGGUUCCUGCAGGAUUAGCUGGGUAUCAGCCACAGACAUUCAAGAAAUUUCUUGCAUUGCACUUGCAUGGAGCUGUGUGAUCCUGUCUGACUACUUUGCCACAGGCAGCUCUGCACCAGAGUGGUGUUGACCUAGCAACCAACCUUCCAUCCACUACAAUGGAGGAUAGAACAGGAUCGGAGCUAAAUUGAAACUUUGCACUUGUCAUUAUUCCACGAAUACUUUGACAUUUAAGAAAAAAUAAACGUUUCUAUUUGCAA